CAGGUUUCACCGGUAGUGACGUCACCAGACUUCCGCUUUCAGGGCUUGUGUUGACAUUUUUGAUGCUAAGCUAACGCUAAUGCUAACGAAAUGGCUGAAAUAGACAUCGGGAAACACUGUCAGGUUGAAUCCUGCAACUUAAAAGACUUUCUCCCCUUUGUUUGUGAUUCCUGCAGGGGUGUUUACUGUCUUGAGCACAGAAGCAGGGAGGCCCACGUAUGCCCAGAGAAGCCAGUGACAAAGGAGUUGGCGACUGUAGGUGGCAGCAAAAGCUACCCCUGUUCGUUUGAAGAUUGCAAAGGAAAGGAACUGCUGGAAGUUAUUUGUCCACAAUGUGAAAAGCACUUCUGUUUAGCNCAUCGUCAUCAAGAUGAUCAUAAAUGUGAGAAGCUGGAAGUUCAGAAGCCUCGGAUGGCAGCCACCAAAGAACUGGUGCAAAAGAUUGUAGAGUCAAAGGAUACUUCCAAAAGCAAAGGCCGCAGAGGAGCAAAGAAUGCUGCCACUGCAGCAAAGGUAGCACUGAUGAAACUGAAGCUGCAUGCUACAGGAGACAAAGGACUGCCUCAGACAGAGAGAACAUAUUUUCAGGUUUAUCUUCCUAAAGAGUCUAAGGACUGCAGCCAGCCCAUGUUCUUCAGUUCCAAAUGGAGUGUGGGGAAAGUGGUGGAUUAUGCAGCUUCUAUAGCUGGUCUUAAGAACAGCAAUAAUGUUCUGACAGCUAAGAAGCUGAGACUCUGCCAUCCUCAAACAGGUGAAGCUCUUCGGAUGGAUGACACACUGAUCUUGCUACUGUCUCACCCAGACACUCCUAUAUACAAUGGGGGUAAUGUGAUCCUGGAGUACCUGGAUAAUGAGAGCACAGGCUUGAAGGACAUUUCAGACUAUAUUACUUAGAUCUGAUCCGUUUACACUGUCUAGUGUAAUUUAGUGAUUGAAUACUUUGUAUUUAUGUCAAUAAAUGUUUCUUUCAAAA
Molecule: messenger RNA, 973 nt
Organism: Oryzias melastigma (Indian medaka)
Lineage: Eukaryota; Metazoa; Chordata; Actinopteri; Beloniformes; Adrianichthyidae
Gene: zfand1
Product: zinc finger, AN1-type domain 1
Exons: 8
Coding region: 91-894 (267 amino acids)
Biological process (GO): cytoplasmic stress granule disassembly
Cellular component (GO): cytoplasm; cytoplasmic stress granule
Molecular function (GO): zinc ion binding
Source: RefSeq, a predicted model, not a curated record